Molecule: messenger RNA, 867 nt
Organism: Medicago truncatula (barrel medic)
Lineage: Eukaryota; Viridiplantae; Streptophyta; Magnoliopsida; Fabales; Fabaceae
Product: aspartic proteinase CDR1
Exons: 2
Coding region: 1-867 (288 amino acids)
Biological process (GO): proteolysis
Cellular component (GO): extracellular region
Molecular function (GO): aspartic-type endopeptidase activity
Source: RefSeq, a predicted model, not a curated record
AUGGGUGCUGGAUAUGUAAUGAGUUAUUCAAUUGGUACCCCUCCAUUUCAACUUUACAGUCUUAUUGAUACAGGAAAUGAUAACAUUUGGUUUCAAUAUCUUGGUGUCGACACUCUUACUUUGAACUCUAACAAUGGCACUCCUAUCUCAUUCAAAAAUAUUGUGAUUGGAUGUGGGCAUAGAAAUCAGGGGCCAUUAGAGGGGUAUGUCUCAGGAAAUAUUGGCCUUGCACGCGGGCCUUUGUCUUUUAUAUCCCAAUUGAAUUCUUCAAUUGGUGGAAAAUUUUCUUAUUGUCUAGUUCCAUUAUUUUCGAAGGAAAACGUUUCAAGCAAAUUACAUUUUGGAGAUAAAUCAACGGUUUCUGGACUUGGAACUGUUUCAACUCCCAUAAAAGAGGAAAAUGGUUACUUUGUAAGUUUGGAAGCAUUUAGUGUGGGAGAUCACAUUAUAAAACUGGAGAACUCUGAUAACCGUGGAAAUUCCAUCAUUGAUUCAGGAACAACGAUGACUAUUUUACCAAAGGACGUUUAUUCUAGGUUAGAAUCUGUAGUGUUGGAUAUGGUUAAGUUAAAGCGUGUUAAGGAUCCCAGUCAACAGUUCAAUCUUUGCUAUCAAACGACAUCAACAACAUUACUGACGAAGGUUCUAAUAAUCACUGCACAUUUUAGUGGGUCGGAGGUCCAUUUGAAUGCUCUAAACACCUUUUAUCCAAUUACUGACGAAGUUAUCUGCUUUGCUUUUGUUUCUGGUGGAAAUUUUUCUAGUCUUGCGAUAUUUGGUAAUGUAGUGCAACAAAACUUUUUAGUUGGAUUUGACCUAAAUAAAAAGACUAUAUCCUUUAAACCCACGGAUUGUACCAAACAUUGA